AAGGAAGAGGCGGAAGUCCAAAUUGUCGCCUGGGUUCUGAAGCUUCUGUGAAGCCCCGACGGUUUCAGUUACACGCGAGCGAGUGAGCGCGUGAGCUGUGGUGGUGGUGCUGGCUGCGUUCUACUGAAUACAGGUUAUAAGUCUGAAGUUCUCGAUCCCUCUCACACACACACACACCCUGACAGCCGGACCACUAUGAGCAGCAAUUACAGCGUGUCCCUGAACGGACCCUCGCCCUGGGGCUUCAGACUGCAGGGGGGCAAAGACUUUAGCAUGCCUCUCACCAUCUCCAAAUUGUCUGAUGGAGGAAAAGCCGCCAUGGCGAGGAUCAGCGUCGGAGACGUCGUGCUGUCCAUCGACGGCAUCGCCACGAACACCAUGACUCACCUGGAGGCUCAGAACAAGAUCAAAGCCUGCACGGGCAACUUGAGCCUCACCCUGCAGAGAGCAUCCAGUGUUCCCAAAGUCGAAGUUCUCAAGGAAGAAUCACCAGAGAUAAUUAAACCUGUGCCCAUCAGCCACCCACCAGCUCCUGCCACUAGUGCCAUCCCCACCAACCCUCCCCCAAGUAGUGCCUACAACAAGACGGCCCGUCCAUUUGGAUCGUCCUCCAAUUUUAGAACAGUCAGCCCAUCCUCCACUCCUGCUGCACCCAAAGCCUCCAUCCCUUCUGCCUCCUCAGCUUUUACCCCUGCUGCUCCUUCCCAACAACCUCCACCACAACCCACACAAGGCCCACAACCUCCCUUCCCACUGGCGAGCAGCUCCACCUCUCGCACAGUCUCCUCACUUAACCCUGCCAACAAACCUGGCUCUGCUUAUUCCCCCUUCUCUCACUCCUCCUCCUCUUCCUCGUCCUCUGGCUCAUCUUCACCAGCCAGAGUGACAGGCCCGGCUCCCUCAUCUGCUCCUGUUGUCCCACAGUCUUCAGUCUAUAACACGCCAAUCAACCUGUACUCCAAUGAAAACGCAUGUGAGGUGGCUAUGGGUCAAAGGCGUGGCCUACUGGAGCAACAGGGUGGAGUGGAGCAUCAGAAUGGAGUUCCCCGGAAGCCCAUCACAGAUACAGAGCUGGUGGUGAAUCAUGUCCCUCACCUGAGCGACGCCAGUAAGAAGCGUCUGAUUGAGGACACGGAGGACUGGCGCCCACGCACCGGAACCUCUCAGUCCCGCUCCUUCCGCAUCCUGGCACAGAUGACUGGCACAGAGAACGAACAAGCCCACGAGAAUAAUCCAGGAAAGAACGAGGCUGUAGAGGACGUCCAUGCGAACACCCAUGCUACGUCCGUGGUUAAAACCAUGACCAAAGUGUCACGCACUGGGAAUGGAGUCUCUCCACCUACCGCUGUGCCUGCCAAGAGCUGGCAGUCUGGAAACACCGCAGGACUUCCUAAAGCAGGUGUGCCAGCUGUGCAUACAGGACGGGUGACUGGCGGCGUUCCAAAGGGUCCUGACAGGCCCACACCCCAACCUCACCCCAAAGAUCAGGAUUCAUUGGUGCAGCGAGCAGAACACAUCCCUGCUGGUACUCGUACUCCCAUGUGUGGUCACUGCAACAUGGUUAUCAGGGGUCCAUUCCUGGUGGCUAUGGGGAAGUCGUGGCACCCGGAGGAGUUUAACUGCGCUCACUGCCGCAGCUCUCUGGCCGAGGUGGGCUUUGUUGAGGAGCGCGGUGCUGUUUACUGCGAGCACUGCUACGAGCAGUUCUUCGCCCCCGCCUGCUGCCGCUGCCAGCAGAAGAUCCUUGGGGAAGUGAUCAAUGCCCUGAAGCAAACCUGGCAUGUGUAUUGCUUCCUGUGCACCUCCUGCCAGCAACCCAUUCGCAACAACACCUUCCACCUUGAGGAUGGACAGCCCUAUUGUGAGAGGGACUAUUACAGUCUUUUUGGUACCAGUUGCCAUGGCUGUGACUUCCCCAUCGAGGCAGGGGACAAAUUUCUGGAGGCUCUGGGCUUCACCUGGCAUGAUACCUGCUUUGUGUGUUCGGUGUGCAACACCAGUCUAGAGGGUCAGACCUUCUUCUCCAAAAAAGACAAGCCACUGUGCAAGAAGCACGCACACACUGUCAAAAUCUGAUCUGCGAGAAAAGAGGACGAUGGGAGAAAAGAGGAUAAAUUUGUUGUUGAUGUUUUUUCUCAAUAAGCUUUAAUGUUUAUUAUAAGAGAGUGAUUUUUAAGAUAUCGAUAAAGACGUUACUGGGAAAAGUGGUUAGUUCUUGAUAAGCUGAUCGUUGGAUUAAAUACCGUAUGUCACUAGUCUUUAAUGUUUUUGGUGUUUGCUGUGUGGUGUUUUAUGAAAUAAAGUAUUGAUGCGAAUCGUGAAGCUUUCAAAGACAGUAAUAUAUCUUUUUUUUUUUUUUUUUUAAAGCCCUGUGCUUUAAAUAUUUCUCUACUUCUCAAAGGACUUACUAAUGAGAGCUGGGUGUUUUUUGCUUGUGCCAUUUUAAAUGUACUGUUCUCAUGGUGUGUCUUUACUUUUUUCUAUUGCUAAUACAUUUGUUAUAAUGAUUUGUAUUAAAAAAAAACAAAAAAAACCUUGUCAACAUGACCGAGUGAGAUCAGAUAUUUUUUUAAACUAAUUUACAAAGAGUUUUGUUCGUGUGCGCUGGACCUUUUCUCCCAGGCUUCAUUAAUAAAGGAUGUUUUAUCCGAGUGCCUCUUAGCACGUACGUAGGUGUUGCUUCAGAGCUCCAAGUUUGAUCAGCACUCCUCUCACUGCUCCAUCUGGAACAUCCUCCCAGAUAUAUUUAUUGAUUCAUUUACAGGCUUCCUGAUGGCUUUGCAAAUAUUUCACAGACUUCUGUUGACUGUUGAGAGGAAAAAUUGGUUUAACAGUUAACGGGGAUGUUUUAUUUCUGAUGCAUUUUCCAGCUGUGUUGAACCAGAACCUGAACUCCAGUGUACGCCGCAUGUCCGUGCAUUACUUCAGCUACAAUGAGCACACAAUAAUUCUUAAGAUUUCACUUUUAUGAGCUCUAACGUGCAGUCUGGUUUUAUGAUCUGUUUUUGUUUUUUUUUUAUUCUCCAGCCGUUAUGCAAAUGUUUGCUAUGAAACAGGGAAAAUAAACACCGUUCUUUACAAGCUUUCCGCCUCAAGCUCUAGUAAAUAUUCAGACCAACUGUGUUACAGCUAAUAUUGUUAAAAAAUAAACGGUUUGUUUCUAUGGUGA
Molecule: messenger RNA, 3169 nt
Organism: Tachysurus vachellii
Lineage: Eukaryota; Metazoa; Chordata; Actinopteri; Siluriformes; Bagridae
Gene: pdlim5b
Product: PDZ and LIM domain 5b
Exons: 13
Coding region: 196-2076 (626 amino acids)
Biological process (GO): heart development; muscle structure development; actin cytoskeleton organization
Cellular component (GO): adherens junction; filamentous actin; stress fiber
Molecular function (GO): actin binding; muscle alpha-actinin binding
Source: RefSeq, a predicted model, not a curated record